AUGACAUCCCGAGAACCGAGGACGAGCCUCAAGAAUGCCUACUCAUCUGCCAAGAGCCUGCUGCCUAAUGCGGAGGAGGUGGGGGCCGAAGACUACUGUACCCCCGGAGCCUUCGAGCUGGAGCGCCUCUUCUGGAAGGGCAGUCCCCAGUACACCCACGUCAACGAGGUCUGGCCCAAGCUCUACAUCGGGGAUGAGGCCACGGCGCUGGACCGCUAUGGGCUGCAGAAGGCGGGCUUCACGCACGUGCUGAACGCGGCCCACGGCCGCCGGAACGUGGACACGGGGCCCGACUACUACCGCGGCAUGGACAUUGAGUACCACGGAGUCGAGGCCGACGACGUGCCCACCUUCGACCUCAGCGUCUUCUUCUACUCGGCGGCCGCCUUCAUCGAUGGUGCGCUCCACGCUGAUCACAAUAAGAUCCUGGUUCACUGCGUCAUGGGCCGCAGCCGCUCGGCGACCCUGGUCCUGGCCUACCUGAUGAUCCACAGGAACAUGACCCUGGUGGACGCCAUUCAGCAAGUGGCCAAGAACCGCUGUGUCCUCCCCAACUGGGGCUUCCUGAAGCAGCUCCGGGAACUGGACAAGGAGCUGGUGCAGCAGAGGCGACAGGCCCAGCACAGCGACGACAGCGAGAAGGCCAGUGAGAAGGAGCUGUAG
This is a messenger RNA of Eptesicus fuscus (big brown bat), 663 nucleotides long. It is a transcript of the gene DUSP29, whose product is annotated as dual specificity phosphatase 29. Gene Ontology annotation, biological process: protein dephosphorylation; negative regulation of MAPK cascade. Lineage: Eukaryota; Metazoa; Chordata; Mammalia; Chiroptera; Vespertilionidae. Gene Ontology annotation, cellular component: cytoplasm. The record is from RefSeq and is a predicted model, not a curated record. The transcript has 3 exons. Bases 1 to 663 code for a protein of 220 amino acids. Gene Ontology annotation, molecular function: MAP kinase phosphatase activity; protein tyrosine/serine/threonine phosphatase activity.